AGAAAGCACAACCCUCCUUCUACAUAUCAGACCAGAGCCCGAGUCUACAAAGUAAAGUGUCAUCAUGUCAACAAACAAUCUCGCCUUCACUGCACCGGUCAACCCCGCCGGGGCCAGCCCAAUCCUCACGCAAAAGCAAGUUUGGGCCGGGCUACUCCUGAAGAUCGGAUCCGCAGAGACAUUUGUUCCCAACGCCAUUCAAUCCACCACCGUCGUCUCCGAGUCCACGGAUCCAGCCACAGGGAACCCCGUCACUAUCCGCGAAGUGAUUUUCCGCGAAGACCAGCGCAAGGUCAAGGAGACCGUGACCGCAUACGAGCCCUCCAGAGCGGUGUUCGUUCAGCCGGAUGGAAGCACCAUCGGCAACGUGGUCAGCGAAGGCGCUGAGGGGGAGCUGUACCUGACCUAUACGUUUGAGUGGGCACACCCUGAUGCAUCGAAGGAAGAGCUUGCGACUUUCUUGGAGAAAGAGAAGAAGAUGAGCAGGGCGGCUGUGGAGGGGACUAUACGUGUCAUGCGGGAGUUGGCACAGAAUGGGAAGAUUUGAUCCAAUUGAAAGGUUGGAUUUGGGUGUAAUCUUUUUUUAAUAAACUGUUCGCGCUUAUAAAGAUCAACAUUAAUAAGUGCUAGCUUUUCAAGCAGCAAAGGUUAUCUACAUCUUCACAUACAAAUUAAG
Molecule: messenger RNA, 676 nt
Organism: Aspergillus heteromorphus CBS 117.55
Lineage: Eukaryota; Fungi; Ascomycota; Eurotiomycetes; Eurotiales; Aspergillaceae
Product: SRPBCC family protein
Exons: 1
Coding region: 65-547 (160 amino acids)
Source: RefSeq, a predicted model, not a curated record